Messenger RNA from Closterium sp. Naga37s-1, 823 nucleotides. Lineage: Eukaryota; Viridiplantae; Streptophyta; Zygnematophyceae; Desmidiales; Closteriaceae. The record is from the annotation of a GenBank genome assembly.
AUGGACGACAAUGGCGAGGAUUGCGUGUACUUCGGGCGCGCGUUGGAGCGCGAGGAGGGCGCGGGGGGCCGCAAGCUGCACCUGGCGGUGGCGGAGGGGCGCGCGAAGCAGGCGGUGCCGCCGUGGCAGCAGGAGGCGCGCGACGAUGAGGGCAGGCGGCGGUUUCACGGCGCGUUCACGGGGGGCUUUUCCGCGGGGUACUUCAACAGCGUGGGGUCCAAGGAAGGGUGGCAGCCAGCAUCGUUCCGCUCGUCGCGCUCGCAGCGCGCGGAGGUGCAGCCGCAGCGCGUGGAGGCGCUCAUGGACGCCGACGAGCGCCACGACGCGCAGCGCGGCGCCGUGGCGGCCCAAAGCGCGUUCGACACGUUCGGCUUCACCGCUGCUGAGCGCGCCCGCCAGCUCGCCCCCGCCGCGGACCGGCGCCCCUCCGUGAUCCCCGGAGGGGCCGUGGCAGAGCUGCUGGCGCCCGCUGCUGACUCCAUCGGCAAGGCGCUGCUGCGCAGGAUGGGGUGGAGAGAGGGCAGGGGGCUGGGGCCGGACGAGGUGGCAGCUUCCAGGAAGGUGCAGCGCGAGGGCAGGCGGGCAAUGCUGGCGCUGGCAGCGGGAGGAAGAGGGCGCGGGGAGGGGGGAGGAGACGAUGAUGGGGAGGCAGAGGGGGACGAGGACGAUGAGGAAGGGGACGCAUGGGGGGGUCGAGAGGAGAUUGUGGGGAAGGGCAGGGGGGCAAGGGGUGGCAAGGACGGGGGGGGCGUUGGCGGCAGCAGCGGCAGCAGAGGCGGCGGUGGCGGCGCAGCUGAGGGCGCCCAAGCGGGACACCCGGGGU